GGGAAACGGGUCUAGAAGCCCUCCCACAAAAUUUGCAUCCCCUUCUUUGCGACCAUCUCCAUCACCACCAGAGCCAAAACUCAAGCUUGCUGCUGAUGUGCAGGAAGAGAACAAGAAAAAUAAGAAAUGGCUGACAUAUGAUAAGGAGCACCAAAAGAAGAAAAAGGAGAAGCGGAAGCUGGAGCAGGAUGUAGAUGGGGAGCUGCAAGAGAGAAAAAAGAAGAAGAAGCAAAACCCUAUUGUUGAUGGGGAGCCUGCUGCUAAUGGACAAGAUAAAAACAAGAAAAAAGAGAACUCAAACCCGAACCGUAAUUCGGUUGGUGAUGAGAAGGAAGAGAAAAAAAAAGGAAAAAGCCAAAGACGAAGUUCAUGGAGGAACAAAAAGGCAAAAUGA
Molecule: messenger RNA, 394 nt
Organism: Camellia sinensis
Lineage: Eukaryota; Viridiplantae; Streptophyta; Magnoliopsida; Ericales; Theaceae
Source: RefSeq, a predicted model, not a curated record